CUCCUCUAAUGGGGCAGAAGCACGCCAUGGUUGGUGUUGAUGAUGUCUUGAAUGACAUAAUGGAUAAGCUCACCGGACAACAAUCUGGUUGCCGUAUCGUCCCAAUAGUUGGGAUGGGCGGUAUUGGUAAGACUGCACUUGCUAGAAAUGUUUAUGAGAAUCCGCUUAUUGUACAAUACUUUGACACUUGUGCUUGGGUUACAGUUUCUCAAGAAUAUAACAUACGAGAAAUUUUGUUAGAACUUGUUUGUCCAGAAAGAAAAGAGAGCAAGGAAAUGCUGAGUGGAGAUGCAUUAGGAGAAAUGUUGUAUAGAAGUUUAUGUGGUAGAAGGUAUUUGAUUGUAAUGGAUGAUAUGUGGAGUAUUGAGGCAUGGGAUAAGAUAAAACUGUUCUUUCCAAGUAACAACAAGGAAAGUAGAAUAAUGAUAACCACUAGGCUGUCAAACUUGGCUUUGCAAAUAAGUGGCUCUCGUGGCCUUACAAUGAAUUUUCUGAAGGAGAACGAAAGUUGGGAUUUGUUUUGUAACACUGUGUUUGGAGAAAAAAGUAGUUGCCCUCUUGAAUUAGAGGAAAUUGGAAAGAGAGUUGCCAAAAAUUGCAAAGGACUUCCUUUGUCACUCAUUCUGAUUGGAGGGCUCCUAGCAAAGUCGGAAAAGACAAGAAAUUACUGGGAAUACAUUGCAGAAAAUUUAAGUUCAAUUGUGAAUUUAGAGGACAACAAACGUUGCUUAAGAGUACUGUAUAUGAGUUAUCUGGAGUUACCAAUUCAUUUAAAGCCAUGCUUCCUUUAUAUGGGAGUUUUUCCUGAAGACAAAGUGACUUAUGUUUCAAGGCUUAGAAAACUUUGGGUUGCGGAAAGAUUUCUAAAACCAAUUAGUGGCAAAAGCUUAGAAGAGGUAGCAGGAGAGUACUUGAAGGACCUUAUCGACAGAAAUCUUAUUAUAGUCCAUAGGUUAGGAUCUAGUGGAAAAAUAAGAUCAUGCAAAAUGCAUGAUCUCUUGAGGGAUCUAUGCUUAAGAGAAGCUCAAAAGGAGAAGUUUCUUUGUAGUCUUGAAAUCGGACAAGCUAAAACUAUCCAUCGUCGUAUUGUUGUACAUCAAAACUCUUCAAUGGAGAAAUAUGAUACCUCUAAAAUUUUGCACUCGGCACAACUUCCUCGUUCUUUGACAUGUGAUGUUCAGGAAGCUUUCCCGUUGGAUUCUUUGAGAUUGUUGAGGGUACUCAAACAGACUUAUUCCGAGGAUUUACAUUAUUUAAGGAGAAAGGAUUGGUAUCCGAUAGAAGCUAUUUUCAAGCUAGUUAACUUGCAGUAUCUAGCUUUCUCCGCGGAGAUGAAUUUGAGCUCUAGUUUUCCUUCUUCAAUGCACCUUCUUUGGAAUUUACAAACAUUGAUUGUUAAGAGGACUGAUGGGCAGCUCAUUUAUGCUCCACCUGAGAUUUGGAAAAUGCAUCAACUUAGGCAUGUGCAGGUCCCUGGACUUGGCCUCCCAGAUCCACCCACAACCACUGCCACCAAGGAUGAGUUUGUUUUGCCAAACCUGCAGAAGAUGUCUCAGAUUAAGAACUUUAAAUGUGCUGAAACAGUGGUUGUGAGAAUUCCCAAUAUCAGGAAGCUGCAUAUAUUUUAUUCUGAAUCAUCCAUUUCGCAGUACUGUCCCGAAAAUCUUGGCUAUCUACAGAAACUGGAAUCCCUUUACGUCAGUUUAAUUAGUGAAGUAAGAGGGAUUGAUUUGGAGAGGCUGAGCUUCCCGCACUCGCUCAAGAAGUUGACUUUGUGGGGCGGUGGUUUUCAAUGGAAACAAAUAAAUGCAAAGAUAGGUUCAUUGCCCCUCCUUCAAGGGCUCAAAUUGUAUAAUGACUCUGUUAAAGGGGGCAUUUGGAAUACAGUUGAAGGGCAAUUUUGCAGCCUAAGAUUCUUGCAAAUGACUUGCAUUUAUAAACUGAAUCGCUGGAGGGUGGAUAGUAGCCACUUUCCAUGCCUCAACAUCCUUCGACUUGUAGAGCUACGUAAAUUACAGAAAAUUCCUUCAAGUUUUGCAGAAAUUCAAACACUUGAAUUGAUCGAGUUGUAUAUGUGUAGAGAUUCUGCCGUCCUUUCUGCCAAGGACAUAGCAGAGCAACAGGAGGAGUUUGGGAACCAUGACUUUCGAGUUGUAGUCUGGGUGGAGCCUAACUCUGAACUAAAGAGCUUGGCAACUCAUAAUUUUCAUGUUUUUUCAAGUGGGUCUAGAAGGUAAAAUGUUGAGGAGCCAUUUUCGGCUAAAG
Sesamum indicum (sesame) is the source of this 2265-nucleotide messenger RNA. The record is from RefSeq and is a predicted model, not a curated record. Lineage: Eukaryota; Viridiplantae; Streptophyta; Magnoliopsida; Lamiales; Pedaliaceae.